UUGAAAUGAGUAAUAAGUAAGUUGUGAUGGAGAGAGGAUGGAAGACUAAUGCUGAAAUAUCACCAAAUUGCCCUCGGUGUGGUUCUUCAAACACUAAAUUUUGUUACUACAACAACUAUAGCUUAACUCAACCUAGAUACUUCUGCAAAGGUUGUAGACGCUACUGGACUAAAGGCGGUUCGCUACGGAACGUCCCGGUAGGCGGUGGUUGCCGGAAGAAUAGAAGAGGAAAGUCUUUAAGAUUAUCAGCUGAUCAUAAUUCCAAAAGCUUUGGCUAUGGUGGUGUAACUUCUGCUGCACGGCAUGUUCAAGGCUUCAAUAAUUCUUCCGUUAGCUCAUCGACAAUGUCCGAAAUUGAUCUCGCGCUAGUUUACGCGAAUUUCUUGAAUCCGCAACACCCGGAUUCCAAGAUUACAAAUUCAUCAUCAGAUUAUGAGAUGCAAGAACUGGGUAGUGAUCCUUUUCUUGAUUUUACAAACACUAAUUUGGAUUCAAAUCUCCAUAAUAGUAAUGAGUUGAUGAACUAUUAUUGUGGAGUGGAGUCAUCAUCUUCAACAAUAUGCAAGCAACAAGAAGCUAGUGAAAAUCACAAGAUUAUUCAAGAAUGCACAAAUCAUGAAUCUAUCAACUAUGAUUUGUUGCCUCCAUUGCCAGGAGAAGAUAUAAUUUUGUGCCCUAAUUCUCAUCAUCAAAAUCAUACCCUUGAAGUCACACAACAACAGCUAGUUCUUGAGCCUGAGAUUCAAGAUCCUAAUGCUACUCUAGUGUUUGCCGAUUGGAGCCCUUUUGAUUUGUCCAGUGAUCAUCAUACUUUUUCAAACAGUUGAUUUGUUGAUAUUAAAAUGUUAU
Messenger RNA from Mercurialis annua (annual mercury), 849 nucleotides. Its product is annotated as dof zinc finger protein DOF3.5. The record is from RefSeq and is a predicted model, not a curated record. Bases 27 to 827 code for a protein of 266 amino acids. Gene Ontology annotation, molecular function: DNA binding; DNA-binding transcription factor activity. The transcript has a single exon. Lineage: Eukaryota; Viridiplantae; Streptophyta; Magnoliopsida; Malpighiales; Euphorbiaceae. Gene Ontology annotation, biological process: regulation of DNA-templated transcription.